GAUUAUAUCGAGAUGGCAACGGCACUAGAGCUAAGUAAUUCUGAAAUCCAGGGACUUUGUCAAAAUUAUUUGAAAAAUAAUGAGCUUAAUUCAAGUUUCAAAAUUAUCAGUUAUAAACUGCAACCCACUUCGGAUGCACCCGCCGGAUUUUUGGGAAGUCAUUUCUAUCUGCAAGUUACCCUAAAGUUGCCGGAGAACGAAGAACCAAAGCAGCUGAGAUUCUUUUGUAAAUCUGCACCUAAGGGAAAUGCAUCGCGUAUGGAAUAUCUGGAGAAUAUCGGGGUAUUCCAGAAGGAGAUUGCCGUCUAUAAGCAUGUGCUGCCGGAUCUUCAAGCAUCUGUCACGGAGAUUGCACCCAAGUGUUAUUAUGCGAAUAACAAUCUGUUGAUCUUUGAAAAUCUCAUCGAUCAGGGAUAUCGCAUGGGAUCUGGAAGAGAUGGUGUGCUUAACUAUGAGCAGCUCCAUUGCUGCCUCAAGACAUUGGCUGCCCUUCAUGCCGGUUCCAUUAUUCAGGAUCUGAAGAAGAAGGAAAGACUUCCUUUGGAGGAGAAUGCAUAUCCCUCCAAUGUGCCAGCGGAACACAUGCGAAAGGUUAACUUCAAUCAGGCCUGUGAGGUCUACAAGGAAAUCAUAAAAACGCUGCCCAAGUAUGAGAGUCAAUUGGAUUUCAUAUUGGCCAACUUUACCAAACGCAUGUCUAUUAUCUUUGAGUUGGCCAAGACUUCUAAGACCCGGCUUAAUGCCACUCUCCAUGGCGAUCUCUGGGCGAAUAAUAUACUCUUCCAGUAUGCCAAAUAUGGAGAAAUUCCACUUCAGUGCCGCUUUGUGGACUUUCAGUUGGUACGGUAUGCUCCCCCUGCCAUGGAUCUACUUACAGUGCUCACUAUUCCGACGACUAGUCAAUUUCGUACCGCACAUCUCAACGAAUUGCUAGCAGAAUAUUAUCGAUUUAUGAGUGAGUUUCUGAAACGUGAUGGCUUAAACAUUGCCAACAUUUUGCCAGAAGCUGAGUAUUACGAUUCUGUGGCAGAGUAUCGCAUAGUUGGUCUUAUCGAGAGCUUACUGUUCUGUCAUCUGACCAUAUUGCCACCCACCUUCACCCAAGAGUUGACCAGUUCCUCAGAUGGUUUCAAUGAUUUCUUUAGUCGCAAACGCAUCGACAUUUGCAUGAAAGCCUUCCAAUCGGACGAACCUUAUAGAAAUCGCAUUAUCGAUAUGCUGCAGGACUUUGUCGAUAACUUUGUAUUAAAAACGUAGUCAAUAUUUAUCGAUGCUAAAAUACAAAUAAUUAUGUUUGGAAAAACUUAAAGCUGUACUCUGUUUAAAAAAAAAAUACUUUUACUUUUUAUUUUGAAAUUUGGUAAAUAUUUAAAAAUCAAUUUUAAAAUCAAUUCAGAGGCUUAAUAGUGAAUAAAGAAACAUUCCGCAUGGGAAUUUGCUAAGUUUAGACAUAGCAACGAGAGUUAAAAUUUAUUUCAAAACAUAAAUCGAAAAUUUAUAGACCAAUUUAAUUGUUCCAAAUAAGACUGUGGUAAAGCGAAAUCAAUUUAGAGGUUAAAUACGGACAAAAUUACGAGAGUUCAAAAUUAUUUGAAAUAAAAAAUUAAAAAAAGUCUAAAAUACUUAAAAUAAAUUAAACUUUCCAAGCUUAAUAAAUGUAUAACAAUGCACAAUUCAGUCGAAGUUCAAGCAAUCAAGAAGCAUUAUUUAUCCUGAUCAUUUUCAAACAAAUUGAAGUCUUAGGAGUUAACACAGAUCUGUUUACAAAAGUAGAAACAACGCAACAAGUUAAGUAAUUUCCCCUACAGUCCGUUUACUGGUUGUCACAGCUUUCGAUGCUUUUGACGCUUCGUUAAGUUUUCGUUGUGUUUGUCUUUUUUUUUUUGGUUUUUGGAAUUCGAAAAGUUUUAAGCUGAAGUUUUGGUGUUGUGGCUCUGCCCGUUACUAGCUUCGAGUACUCAGUUUAGUUGCCAAACGGCCGCGUUCAUUUCAACAACUUGUUGCCGAUCUUUCAAACCCGACUUUAAGUGUUAUUAUUCGUAGCUUAACGGCUUUUGUACAUACACGUACCACGAUUAAGCAGCGCAAAAAGUGAAGCGCAAAAGUAAAGAAAAUCUUAAGAAAUUUAAAAAAAAAAUUAAUAUUAACUUAAAAUGUGAGUUUGAGUGGUAAAUUUGUCUAAUGUGAAAUAAUAUAAAAGUGAAUAUAACACUGAAA
Molecule: messenger RNA, 2217 nt
Organism: Drosophila innubila
Lineage: Eukaryota; Metazoa; Arthropoda; Insecta; Diptera; Drosophilidae
Exons: 1
Coding region: 13-1257 (414 amino acids)
Source: RefSeq, a predicted model, not a curated record